Molecule: messenger RNA, 4710 nt
Organism: Exserohilum turcica Et28A
Lineage: Eukaryota; Fungi; Ascomycota; Dothideomycetes; Pleosporales; Pleosporaceae
Exons: 3
Coding region: 1-4389 (1462 amino acids)
Biological process (GO): regulation of ARF protein signal transduction
Molecular function (GO): guanyl-nucleotide exchange factor activity
Source: RefSeq, a predicted model, not a curated record
AUGCCUCUGCGCUCCCUCCGCAACAACCGCAGCGACCGAGACCUCAAGCGGCGGAGCACCCUCGAUCCCGCAGGCCUCUUCAGGCGCGCCGACAAGGACUCGCGCUUCACAAAGUCGACCGACAACCUCGACCCCGCCCGCCCUGCCGCCCCCGACCACGGCCAUGGCCUCCGCCCGGCCUCGUCUGACAUUGCGCGGCCCUCGACCGGCCUCGAUGAUGAUGACGACUCCCCGCCCUCGCCGCCCGUCCACCACCACACGCCCAACACCAGGCGCUUCAGCCUGAUGCGCUUCCGCCAUGCCUCGGACUCGCAGCUCUCGACGCGCGCAAAGGAGCACGACGCCGCCGACACGCCCGACGACGACGUCCCCCCCGUGCCGCCCGUGCCUGCUGUGCCGCCAGUGCCCGCUGUGCCCGCCACCGCAGCGACCCCCGCCAUCAUCACCACGGCGCCCUCGCAACCCGACCACGACGACCAUGCCAAGCCCACCCCCAAGAGGAGCCGCAUGCAGCAGCUCGCCCUGCGCAGGCGCUCCUUCGACCCCAGCCUGACGGACAAGCCCACGGCGCUGCGCAAGUCCAUGGACCGGAAGCGGAGGCCCCUGGCUUUUACCAACGGCAAUGGCAGUCUGCACCACCCCCCCAACGACCACGACCACGACCACACCAACACCAACACCAACAACACCACCGACGACGACCACGACGACGCCGACCCGCGCCCGCCGGCCACGCCGCGCCAGCCAGACGUGCUUGCCGACCCCCGCGAGUCCGUCGAGAGCACCACCCCCUUGGCCCCUCCUGCCACCAGGGCCUCCGAGUCGUCCAGGUCAGACGGAAGCUCCGGCGUCCACAUCUCCUUUGACACCACACCACGGCCCAGCCACCCCGCCCGCGUGGGCUCUGCACGCUUUGGCUUCGGCCGCCGCAAGCAACGCGCAUCCCUAUUCCCCCUCCCCGCAAAGGUCGAGCCCCCGCAAUUCCCCGACACUGCACCUGCCACGCCACGUGCCUCGACGGGCGCGAGGAGCACAGCCUCGACCCAUCACUCGCCCACCGCCAGCCCGCCACUGACUGCCCGCCGCUUCGACAAUGGAGACGCUCGGUCACACACGCCGCCAGUCCAUGCUGCAUCGCAAGUUGCUCUAGCUGUUGGUGCUUUGAAUUUGGCCUCACCUGGUUCAGGUGCCCUCAUUCGCAACGACUCGUACAGGUCAACCCAGUCGGCCCACUCGUCGGGAAACAACAACAACGGCCAGGCCCGCCUGGGGCUCCGCGGCCGCUCCUCCACCAUGGGCUCGUUAAGCGCGCGGUCUGACGAUGCCGGAUCGCCCACUCCCCCCGGAGGCCCCAGCGGCAGAACGUCCAUAUCCACUGCAGGGCGGAGCAGCUUCAGCAAUCUCUUUGGUCUCGGUGCAAGAUUCCGUCAGAACUCCGAGCCGCACUCACCCCGACAUGGUUCACCUGCUCACGGCUUGCUAGGAAACUCUGCCCUAUCCUCCCACCAGAACUCAAUGAACAUUAGUCGUGAAACACUGAUACUGCCGGAACGCGAAGAGGGCGAGACCCCAGGCCGAUACCUGGAGCGCAUCGAGGCAAACAACUUUGACAAGAGCGUCGUGGCCAGCUACCUCAGCAAGACGGACGACCCCUUUCUGCUCGCCGUCUUACGAAGCUACAUGCGGAAAUUUGCCUUUUUCGGCGACCCAAUCGACAUGGCCAUUCGCAAACUGCUCAUGCAGGUAGAGCUGCCCAAAGAGACACAGCAGAUUGACCGUGUGCUCCAGGGCUUCGCCGACCGCUAUCACGAGUGCAAUCCCGGCAUCUACAUCAACACAGACAAGGCGUACUUUAUAUCCUUCUCCAUCAUCAUUCUCCACACCGACGUCUUCAACAAGAACAACAAACGAAAGAUGCAGAGGCCCGACUAUAUCAAAAACUCGUCUUGCGAAGGCGUUUCGGCGGAUGUGUUGGGCUGUUUUUACGACAACAUUGUCUAUACUCCAUUCAUCCACAUCGACGACGAGGUCGAUCUGAAAAACAUUACCUCGAAGAAAAGCAAAAGAACCGCCGUCCUCAAAGGACCCAUGAACGACCCAACGAGAAAGGCAGCUAGGGAACCCAUUGACCCGUACACUUUGAUUUUCGAGGGCAAGCUCGACGCUCUCCGUCCGACGAUCCGCGAUGUCAUGCAACUCGACGAUCCCUACAAUUACACGGGCACUGCGGCGACAUUAGACACCAAGAACAUUUACAAACUCUUCUCCAAGUACGGCGUGAUCCAAAUUGUGUCUUCUAGAUCGAGGCCCGAGGCGUUCAUGUCGGAAGCUGCCCAGGAAAACCCGCUCGGUACUUCUGUGGGGAUUGUGGAAAUGCCCGUGACCAAGGUUGGAAUUCUAUGGAGAAAAGACACCAAGAAGAAAAAGGCGCGAUCGCCGUGGCAAGAUUGGGGUGCUGUGCUUACGCGCUCAGGGUUAUCCUUGUUCCGCAAUUCUACAUGGACGAGAAGUUUGAUGGCCCAGCACGAUCAGCAUCUGAAACGUGGCGAUGCCGGCCCUGUCGUCUUCCAGCCGGCCCUGCCGGAUUUCAAGCAAGAUCACAUCAUACCCAUGGACGGCGCAGUCGCGCUUGUUGACAAUACUUACAAGAAGCACAAGCACGCUUUCGUCAUGUUUUCCAAGGUAGGCGAGGAAACGUUUUUAGCCGAUAGUGAGAAGGACUUGAAUGAGUGGCUGGGCGUGCUGAAUUACACGGCUGCAUUUGAGACGCUUGGGGUCCGAUCACGAGGCAUGAUUGGUGGCCUGUACGAAGGGCAGAAGAAUCGGGGCAUGAGGCGGCUAGAGUCUUCACAUUCCACCAAGACAAUACCAACAUCCACGGGCGAGGUAACGAUCCAGAGCGGCAAGAUCGACAGUCAGUUUGCACAACAAAUGAUGAACGCUCGCAAGGACCUCAUGCAGAUGCGCAUAUCCGAGUCCGAGGACAAGCUCACCGCGGCAAUCAAAGAGUUGGAGGCACGCCUAAGAGACGCCAGGCAUCUUCAGAUUCUCGCGCCUAUACAGCCAAAGACUCGAGAGCUCAUCAUCCAUGCAGCUGGCCGCUUGUCGGCCAAGUUAAAGUGGACUCGUAUCGAGAUUUGGCGGAUGAAGUGUCACCGUGAUAUACUCGCCCAGGAACUAGAGGACGAAAGGCAGGGUGGCAUAGACAGACCAGCACAGUCAGAUCGAGCCUCGGAACUCCAGCAGCCCCAGCUUUCCCCUCAACAGUCCCACAAAGGGUCCAAGGUCAGUGGUUUAGCAAGGCUGACUUCGAAAACCAGCUCGCUUACCAGCGGGCAUAAGCCGCCCCCGCUGUCCCCUGGCUCGUCGGCUCGGCCAGAGACCAAGUCGUCGAGGGAAACCGAUUUUGGCGGCGACGAAGCCUUCAAAACGCCGCCUGAAACAUCUCGACAAUCAAGCCCCAAAGAUCCAUCUGCCCAUUUCCAGGCAGCUCCCAUCUCGCUGAGUCCUAGCGUAUCAGACCGUCGAAGUUCGGUCGGCAGCCUUUCUGCGCAUUCCCCAAGGACCUAUGUUCCGGGCCACCGGCCUUCUAUAUCAACCACAGGAGACGGCACAGCAGGCUCCGACUUUGACUCUGACUCUGACGAUGGGUCUCGGUACGCCACUCCGCCGCCCGGUGAAGCGCCAGACCUCGAAUUCAAGUCACCCGAAGUAUCGCCCAUGGACACAACUCGACCGGAAGCUACCGUUGAUUCCGACAGCGAACAAACCUUUGCCGCUUUGGCAGGCUCGCCUAGGUCGCAGACCAAACAGAGAAGAAGCUUGCACCGCACGCUUCGAGAGUCGCGCGGUAGCUCAACACACCGACGCACUCACAAGAGCAGAGACUCUGCAUCAACCAUUGCUAGUGACAUGACUGAAAGUGAGGGACUGGCGCGCGGCAAGGGCAGCUUCACUGUCCAUGGCAAGAAAGCGUCCGUUAUUCAAUUCGGUUCUGAUUGGCACAACAUGACAGCCGAAGAGCGACUCAAGACCAAGAAGCAGCUCCAAGAAGCAGCCGAGGCAGCAUCUGCUGAUGAAAGAGAUGGCAGCAUCUUUAACGGCGGCACAGCACCUGCUUGGUCUCCAGGAAGCGACGGUAUGGAUCCCCUCGCUGUUCGGAAGCUCUCUGCAGAUACGACCAAGCAGCGGCACGUGUCGUCUCAAACCAUAACCCCUGCCAACUUUCGUGAGUCGUUCAAGGUUGAGGAUUCCGAGCCGAAUAGCCCAUCGGAAAUGAGUGAUAUUGCUGAAGAGUCGACGCCUAACCCGCGAACUCCAGAUGCCACCAAGGCCAAGAGUCCCCUUGCUGAGCGCGCUGAGCGACAUGCCCAGACGACUGCAGUUUAGUUUUCAUUAGUUAAUACCUUCUUGCAUUCUUUUGGAUUUCAAAAGUGGAUUUAUAGCAUGCUAGCAUUGCUUCAGCGGAUUCCCGUUUCUCCUUUGUCAAUUCUACAUACUUUUCUCGGAGCUCAUAUGCACCUUCAUAUCUAGCAUGGCGUACUUAGGCAUUGCACUGAAACGCAACAGGGGCGCUUUAUAUGCAUAGACGGACUUUCGGGUGAUGGCGUUCUGUUGAGUACACGACCCAUUGAAGCGAUUGGGGUUGGGAUAGUGCGCACGACUGAUACCAAUGUGAAUGCUGUGGCAUAUUUAGUUUAGAUUUUUUGU